AUGAUCUCCAUGCAGAAGAGGAUUUUUCUUGUCUUAAUAUUUGCAGUUGCAAUUGUACUGUACAAAUGCUGGGAAUUGGACAGAUAUUAUUUCAUUCAAAGCUACUUCAGAAUAGUCCUGAUGAAAAACAAUUCUGGCACAAAAGUUUCUGAUCUUGCAUCUCCAGGCAAGAAACCCGGGAUUAUGUUUGUGGAGUCGACUGACAACGUAGAGCCGACACCAUUAGUGGUGUGUUCAGUGGAGUCUGCUGCUCUCCGAAACCCAGACAAACCAAUCUAUUACUUCAUGAAGGGAUUCAGUGGCAACUUGAACCAGUAUCCACAGUCUGAGUACAAAGUCAUCCCAUUGCUCUCCUCAGUGAGGAAUGUCACCAUUCUACCCUUGAAUCUCGCUGAACUGUUCGAAGGGACUCCAUUAAAAGGCUGGUAUCAAAAGGUAAAACCAGAAAAGGAGAGGCACUGGACAUAUCUACUUGCUGAUGGCUGCAGGUUGGCACUGCUCUGGAAAUACAGAGGAAUCUACCUGGACACUGACAUUAUAUCACUGAGAUCUAUGCCGUUUGCUAAUUUUACAUGUCCAGAGAGCACAGAAACUGUCAAUAAUGCGGCACUUGGUUUCCAUUAUAAGCACCAUACCUUUUUGUGGAAUUGCAUGGAAGAUUUUGUGGCCCAUUACAAUGGGGAUAUUUGGGGUCAACAGGGUCCUCGACUGAUCACCCGUGUGCUGAAGAAAUGGUGCAAUACUAGUAAACUAGCCACCUUCAUUGGCAAGGAAUGCAAUGGCAUCUCUAUAUGGAUCACAAAUCGUUUCUAUCCAGUCCCAUAUCUAGCAUGGGGGAGCUACUACGUUCACUGGGAAAAGGGGAAUAUAGAACGGGCCUUCUCAGCCUCAUAUGGAGCACAUAUCUGGAAUUACAUGAAUUUCAGAAAGAAAGCAAAUACUGUUGCUGGAAGUGGAUCAUUAAUUGAACAGUUUUUCCAACUGCAUUGUCCAAUCACAUACAAAAAAUUAAUUCAAUCCAGAAAUAGUACCGCAUCAGUUCAGACUUGA
Hypanus sabinus (Atlantic stingray) is the source of this 1050-nucleotide messenger RNA. RefSeq names its product alpha-1,4-N-acetylglucosaminyltransferase-like. Gene Ontology annotation, biological process: protein O-linked glycosylation. Gene Ontology annotation, molecular function: acetylglucosaminyltransferase activity. NCBI's taxonomy places the organism in Eukaryota, Metazoa, Chordata, Chondrichthyes, Myliobatiformes, Dasyatidae. The coding region runs from base 1 to 1050 and encodes 349 amino acids. The record is from RefSeq and is a predicted model, not a curated record. The transcript has 2 exons.